Messenger RNA from Aphis gossypii (cotton aphid), 2198 nucleotides. Its product is annotated as E3 ubiquitin-protein ligase RNF123-like. The annotation marks the transcript as partial. Gene Ontology annotation, molecular function: ubiquitin-protein transferase activity; protein binding. Gene Ontology annotation, cellular component: cytoplasm. The transcript has 11 exons. The record is from RefSeq and is a predicted model, not a curated record. NCBI's taxonomy places the organism in Eukaryota, Metazoa, Arthropoda, Insecta, Hemiptera, Aphididae.
GAAUACAUAGUGGUAUAGUUGUAUUAAUACAAUGUAUAAUCUUUUUCAUAAUAGUAGUUAAGAGUUGAAAAUUUCAAAAAAAAAUUUCAAAAAAUUUCAAAUUUCAACUUUAUUUAAUAAAGUUAGUUUAAAAUAAAAUACUAAUGGAGAACUCAAAUAUUGAACAUAUUGAUGUAAGCACUGUGGUCGAAGAAGUUACUAAAAUAUUUGGAAAAGACGGUAAAAACAAACUAAAAACGUUGGUGAGGAAUGAAAAAGUCUAUCCAGACAAAGAUAAGUUGAAAGACGAUAUGGAAAUAUUAGCUGACAAAUUAAAAUUUGAUGAACUAUUAAACGUAGAAAAAAUGUAUUUUGAAAAUGUCGAAUCUUUUAAUUCAAGCCAUUUAAACGGACACAUGAUGUUUUCGGAAUUUGGUACGAUAUAUUCUAGGAGUAAUCUGGCAACUGUGAAAUCGAUCCACAGUAUACAAAAUGAUGGUGGCGUCUAUCAAUAUGAAGUACAACUAAAUUCUAAUGGACCGAUGCGUAUAGGAUGGGCUACUCAGAUGUGUGCAUUUACUGAUGAGCUGGGAGUAGGAGAAACAGAAAAUUCGUAUGGUUUUGAUGGUUAUCGCUUAGAAAAGUGGAAUAUGUCUAAUGCGUGCACAUACGGUCGAAAAUGGAGAGUCGGAAAUAUAAUUGGUUGUACUAUUGACUUGGGAAAAAAGUCUAUAGAAUUUUUCAAUAAUGGUGAAUCACUUGGUGUAAUAGUUGAAGAGUUAAUAAACAAAGAUAACUUAACGUAUUUUCCUGCAUUAACUCUUUCCGAUGAAGAAAAUGUGGUUGUUAAUUUGGGCGAGAGACCAUUUAAAUUUCCAAUAUUGAAUUCAAAACCUUUAAUUACUAGCCCAAUAGCCCUAAUAAAUUAUUUCAGACGUCUUGAGAAAAAUAUUUAUUCUCUAAUCGAAAGUCAAAUCAAUCUAAAUAAAAAAAAUACGAAAAAUAAUUUGAAACACUACGACAAAAUAAGAAUUAACAAUAUUAUAAAAAAUAUAUUAUUUCAUCAGUUUGAGCAUUUAUUGAAAAAUCAAUUUAUUGUAGAUAGUUGCUUUAUAUUAUUUUUAAGGAAUUUGAACAAAAGAAGUCCUGAAAAACUUAUAGUAUUCCUUGAGUUGAUGUGGGAAAAUAUACCUAAAUAUAGAAUGGUUUCCAUCAUGAAUUAUUUAAUAUUUUGUCUACUUUGUGAUUUUAAAUGUACUUGGAGAAAUCGAUUUGACAUAUCUCAUCAAUCAGAAGUACUCAAACUUUUAACUGCAAUUUGUCGAGAAACCAACACUAGAAAAGAGGCAAUUGUAAAUAUUUUUUUCGACAAGAUUAAAUUUGCUCACUUUUUACACAUUAUUUCUCCGUCUGAUGAAAUGCUUGAAAAAAUGAUACCACGUGUAUAUUGGAGUAUAGAAAAUGUAGAAUUGUCGGAAGAUAUGCAAAAUAAAUUGAUAAAAAAUUUCCCUCAGGAUUAUAAGAAAUCUAAAUCUGCUUACAAUGAAGCCAGCGAAAAACUCAAAAAAUUAUUGAAUCAAUUAGAAAAACUUCAGAUAAUUUUUCUUAAAACCUUAUUAAAUGACAAUGAUCAAACUGAUACAAUAGUGAGCUCCAGAGUUUUAUUUAGUAGACGAUUUCAAAGUUUUACCCAAGAAAACAUGAUUUAUUGGAGAAAUGAUCCUAUGUUAAAACUACCGGGUCCAGUAUUGUUGAGUACAUUCUUUCGUUUAUCAUUUUUAUUACGUGAACUACUGAGUGAAGAAUUAGUAGAUGUCAAUGACUUAAAAAUACAUCCAAAUAUUUUUUAUUUGGAAAAUUACAAUUUUUUUGGAAUCGAACGAAUAGGAGGUACAUUUUCUUAUUUGAAAAAUAUGUAUAAAGAAAUUAUCAAAUCGAAACUGGGACUUCCCUCUGACAGCCAAAACGAUGAUGAUAUUGAUACCGACAUAGAUGAUGAUGUGAUAGAGAUCAAUUCGGCUGCUGGUUUAAUUACUAUUUUAACAAGAAUCAUUAGGAAUACAGAAGAUAGAAAUGCAAACAUCCAUAUCGCCGAUGCUGUCAUGAAUAGAAUAUUGUCAUUCGAUCAUUUACCUACUGACAAAAUACAUGUAUUUUCUGUUCUACUAAAUAAUAUAAUGUGUUUAUAUCACGUAGCUAGUCAUAGACAAUUAAUUGAA